Molecule: messenger RNA, 923 nt
Organism: Frieseomelitta varia
Lineage: Eukaryota; Metazoa; Arthropoda; Insecta; Hymenoptera; Apidae
Product: tRNA (guanine-N(7)-)-methyltransferase
Exons: 6
Coding region: 87-848 (253 amino acids)
Biological process (GO): tRNA methylation; RNA (guanine-N7)-methylation
Cellular component (GO): tRNA methyltransferase complex
Molecular function (GO): tRNA (guanine(46)-N7)-methyltransferase activity
Source: RefSeq, a predicted model, not a curated record
UUAAGAUUCAGGUUAGUUUUUUUUCAGAUAGGUUAGUUUUCAUAUGUUACUGUGUCAUCCACGUGCACUGCUUCUUGACAACUAUCAUGUCAGAACCACUACCAUUGCCACAAAAAAAGUUUUACAGACAACGUGCGCACUCGAAUCCUAUAGCGGAUCAUUGCUUAGAAUACCCUAUUAAACCAGAUUUAAUGAAUUGGAGUUCAUUAUAUCCAUUUUAUUUUCCAACUAAUAAAGAAGAAUCCAAAGAACAGAAUAUUUCACAGAAACAUGUUGAGUUUGUAGAUAUUGGUUGUGGCUAUGGAGGAUUAUUAGUUACACUAUCGUCAAUGUUUCCUGAUAAGUUAAUUCUUGGAAUGGAAAUUAGAGUAAAAGUUUCUGAUUAUGUUAUGGAUCGUAUAGCUGCAUUAAGAUCACAAAAUCCUGGACAAUAUCAAAAUAUUGCCUGCUUGAGGACUAAUGCAAUGAAAUAUUUACCAAAUUACUUUUACAAAGGCCAGUUGAAGAAGAUGUUCUUCUUAUAUCCAGAUCCACAUUUUAAGAAGUCCAAACACAAAUGGAGAAUUAUAAAUAAGACACUUCUGGCAGAAUAUGCUUAUGUACUAGCUGAAGGAGCCAUUGUAUAUACGGUGACAGAUGUUAAAGACUUACAUGAAUGGAUAGUGGAACAUUUUCAUGAACAUCCAUUAUUUGAUGAUGUAUCUAAAGAAGAAUUGGACAAAGAUCCUAUUGUUGAAAAGUUAUAUGAAAGUACAGAAGAAGGUCAAAAAGUAACAAGAAAUAAGGGAUAUAAAUUUUUGGCUGUAUUUAAACGUAUUCCAGAUCCAUUUGAGAAAAGAAUUAAUUGACAUCAUAUGUAUGUUUGUAUAUUUGUAUAUAAAUAAAGAUAUUUUUUUUAAUCAUUCUGCGAAGGACACUCUAAA